AUGGACUUUUCCCCGGCUCCUUCUAUUUGGAUCACGUGGAUGGACAGUAUCGACGUUCAUACAAACAAGUGCCUCCCGAUUGAUGCCGGUGCACACGUACAACUCGCGUCAGUCAAAUCCACACACGCAUUGGAUUGGGAGCAUCACGGAUUUUUAUGGUUCCUUUUACAUCCCACGGCGAAUUUUGUGAUUCAUUUCGGCUGCACAGUGUGCUUUUUCCUACUCGCUCUGCAUUCGCAUCCCUUGAAGUCGCGCCGCGAUGCAACCUAUGUGUUUAUUCACCUUUGA
Messenger RNA from Dicrocoelium dendriticum, 288 nucleotides. NCBI's taxonomy places the organism in Eukaryota, Metazoa, Platyhelminthes, Trematoda, Plagiorchiida, Dicrocoeliidae. The record is from the annotation of a GenBank genome assembly.